CUCCGUACGGGUGCCAAAGUUCAUCAUGGAUGCAGCCGAAGAUCGAGAAGUCAAACUUCAACGGGCUUCUGGGGACCUUGUCAAAGAAUUUUCGGCUAAAUUGCCCUCUUUGCUUUGGAAGCCACAAAAGGAUGAGGGGACUAUUCGAGUCCCACGAAGGUGGACGCUGGCUUCCAAGACAGAGAGACUAGUUAGCCUUCUAGAGCAUUUUCAGGAGUGGCCGCAGUUGCUUGACCCUCACUUACAAGCGCUUCUCCCUCCGCUGGUUGAUGCUUUGCUGGCAUACCUGCUAAAGCAUCGGGACCAGUACGCUAGUAAGCCUGCUACCAGCCAGCAAGCACGGGCCCUAUACCCUCUACCUAGGGCGGUAUGCAGGCUCCUCUAUACCUUCUGCAAGGUCCGGGGGGUCAAGGUAAUCAGCAGAUUCCUCAAUAAUGAGCCAAAGCAUCUCGAUCCUUUGCUCCGAGCCUUUAUUGAGUGGGAUUCCGCUCACCAGGAUGAUCUAGCUGAUGCGUCGGCUGGGGAUAUCCCGCGCCGUCUUGUUUGGGAAGAGCGUUAUGUGCUGCUGAUCUGGCUUUCGCACCUACUGCUCGCACCCUUCGACUUGUCUUCUAUGUCGUCCAACGAUAUACCGAUUCCAUAUGGAGAUAAUGAACCAACUAAUCGGCUAUUACCACAAACACCUGCGGUGGCAAAGUCUCUGCUUUCAGUAGCAUUAAAUUACAUAAAUGUCGCGGGUAAAGAACGCGAAGCUGCAACAACCCUCCUUGCGCGACUGUCACUCCGUCGGGACAUGCAGAACUUGGGGGUCUUGACCAUACUAACGGAGUGGUCAUUUGCUGUUAUUCACCCCAUGCCCGGGACUGAGCCUUCACCUGUUUACGCGUAUAUAGGUGUGCUGUCUUUCCUUGCUCGCUUAGGAGCAUCGGGUCAAGCUGAGGAUUUUGCUCCUCUCAUAAUCCCUGUGUUUAAACAGACAAUGCGUCUCAUGCAAGAUGAAACCGAGAUUUCCCAAGUCAUCCUAUCAUCUGCGCUGGCGCGGAAAACAAUCAUCAAAAUUCUACGAUCUGUGACCGUUCUAGCUCUAUCACUUGGCGAAAGGAACAGUAACAUACUCUCAGAUGAUCACGUCUCCUAUAUCCUAGAGGAGGCAAUUGAUCAUCUCCUGACAGCUCUUGCGGACAAGGACACUCCUGUGCGAUUUGCGGCUAGCAAAGCGUUGAGCAUCAUCACUUUGAAAUUAGACCCAGAUAUGGCAACUGAAGUUAUUGAGGCUGUUACGGGCUCCCUGGAAGAGAAUAUUCUAUAUAACAAGCAGGACGGUACUAUAAUAACACCUUCUGCGGCCCGAAAGAUUGGAAUUCAUACCCUAAAGCGAAAUCUAAGUGCCGUUGACGCUCAGAAAUGGCAAGGCCUUAUCCUCACGUUGGGCCAUCUCCUAUUUCGCCGGGCUCCUCCAACCCAUAAACUUCCUAAAGUACUGCAGCCACUUGUCUCCGGACUCGACUUCGAACAGAGAUCUUCCACUGGAAGCUCUGUUGGGACUGGUGUGCGUGAUGCCUCUUGCUUUGGUAUCUGGGCCCUCUCUCGCAAGUAUACAACUCAGGAACUUCUCGCAAUUAAGCGGCAGGACAUAAGCUCGUCCAUAUCUCCAGGUGAUGGGAGUACCCUCCAGAUGCUUGCAAUUGAGUUGGUUUGUGCUGCCUGCGUUGACCCCUCUGGUAAUAUCCGAAGAGGUGCUUCCGCUGCUCUGCAAGAGCUUAUCGGACGCCAUCCGAAUACUGUUGUGGAGGGUAUUUCUCUCGUGCAAGCUGUGGAUUAUCACGCAGUCGCACGGCGUUCAAGAGCAAUGAUUGAGGUUGCAAAAGCCACCGCAGAUCUAAGCUCUUGCUACUGGGGGUCCCUUAUUGAAUCGCUGAUACAAUGGAGAGGAAUCGCCUCGCCUGAUGCCGAGUCGAGGAGGCAUGCUGCAAAGGCGCUUGGAGUAUUAAGCACCCAAGACUCCUACAAAAGUGUACAGCUAGUACUUCGAAAGCUCUUUGACAAACUUCAUAGUAUUCCUCACGGCGAUGUAGAGACAAGACAUGGUUGCUUUCUCGCUGUUUCUGCUGUAAUAGAUGCGUUCAAUGCCUUUAAAGCAUCGGAAAUUUCCAGAAAUAGCAGCGACGCCGUCGGUGUUGCCCAGCAGAUAGCUGAAUUCUGGCAGAUCUUUGAUAGCCAUGUUGGGCCUACUAAAGACGAUCUAACGCUUCUUGCUUCGCGUCCAGAACUAACUGCCGAAGCGUUUUCAUGCUUCGUUUCUUCUCUUUCCCAAUCCUUAUCUCGCCUCAAUGAACUCCGUGCCCCACCUCCAUCGACAACAUUGCUUGACAAAUGCUGUGACAAUCUUCAAGUUUGCCUCUCACGGAGUGAUGAUAUUUCGAUAGAGUCAGCGUCCAAAGCAAUCUCAGCAAUAUGGCCCCUUCUAGCUUCUCAGAAACAGGACGAGAUCAUUCAAGGGUGGUUUUCCCAUAUCCGUGCAACUCGGAAUUUGCCAACCGGCCGGGGCCAGCUAUCAGCUCUCGGCUCUACUUUCAACCAGCUUGACGCUGAAAGUACUGUCAGAGAGACAAUAAUAGAAGAGCUAUUAUGGUGUGCAGAAAAAGAAGGGUUGAUUGAAAAAAGGGUUGUAGCUAUCAAGAGCUUCACUGUGGGAGUACUGCCACAUAUACAUGUUACCGAUAAUAUUGCGAGUAGCCUUAUUGGGUUUUUGAACGAUUACACGACCGAUAGGCGUGGCGAUAUUGGAUCUUUGAUCAGGUUGGAAGGUAUCCAGGCUGCAAGAGUUAUCACUGAGAAGAAGAUUGACGCUACUAGCCAGUCCAAUGCUGAAAAAAUCGCUGGGUGCCUCUGCCGCCUUGCAGCAGAGAAGCUCGAUAAGGUCCGCCUUGAAGCAUGGCUCUGCCUGCAGAUUUUCUGGUCGUCCGUCAACUACUUUCCACCGUUGCAAAAGCACUACGGACAUUUCAGCGAAGUUUCCUCAACAGAUUAUUUCGUCCAGCUUCUUGAACUCCAAGCUGUUGAGUGGCUGCGCAUCCCGCUAUUCCAAGGCCUCGCUACUUCUGCUGUAGCUGGAGCCGAGGGACUCAUUCGCUCAUCCCGCGCGGCCUUAGUCCAGAGCAUCAACAAAUAUGAGGCAGAGUUGCGCCCGCAGAUAGUAAUAUCUAUCAUCCAGGACUUGCUACUUGCACUAAGUGACAAGCUCAUCGAUGACCGUUAUGCUAUUCCGAUUCUAGAAUUGUUGGCUUUCCUAUUGGAUGGUUACGUGUCUUCUGUGCCUGACAUUACAGAUCCAAGUCUACGAAAGGUGUUUGUUCUAGCCCAGAAGGUACACUUCAAGUCUUCGAAUAUUGCGCGACUCGAAGCAGCAAUCAGGGCAUACGCUCCUCUCUCUAGGCUGGAGCGGUUACGGAUCGAUGUUUUGAAAAAGUUGACCGGGAUGCUACUGCAUCCGUUCCCUAGGGUUCGAGUUACUACAGCAGACUACUUGUUCAUGGAAACAGGGCUGGGUUUAGUAAAAACUGAAGAUUGGACAAGACCACCGAAGGAACUCAAAGGCAAGGUUGAGGAAGUACGGGAAGUGUUGGCAUGCCAGGAACCUCCCAUCCACCCGCGGCAAGUCAAACACAACCCCCAGCUUGUUGCAGAUAUGGCUACCAUCCCGGUGCCCGUCCAGAUUCCUCCGAAUCCCACGGUCUAUGUAUGUUGCACGAUUGUUAACCCACGAGCGGAGCGCUUGAAAUCCCCGCCUCUCGUUCUUGUUGAUCAUCAUCCGUUUGAUUUCCAUCUGCUGACACCGAGCUAUCGUAUCAAAUUACAGGUCCGGAACCUCGAGGAGCGGAUCAAGGUCGACCAGCUCAAGGAAGCUCUGGAGGAGAUCUUCUCCGAAUAUGGGAACGUUCUGGAGAUAGUCGCGAAGACGAACCUCAAGGCGAAGGGCCAGGCGUUCGUUGUCUUCGAUAACGUGGAGUCUGCCACGCGCGCCAUUGACGAAAUCAACGGGUUCGAGAUCUUCGAUAAGCCGAUGGUUCUUGAUUACGCGAAGACCAGGAGCGAUGUUACGGUUUUGCGUGAGGGGGGGGAGGAUGAGUUGGAAGCUCAUAAGCGUAGACGGCUAGCUGAGAAAGAACGGAAACAAGCCCACGAAGCCCUGGAAGCACAGAAGAAACUCAAGCGUCCAUCUGGUCCCCCCGAUACUACGCGCCCCGCCAAAACAGUCAAGGGUGCCGGUCUCAAGCCUACAACUGGCGCCGCUGCUGCCGUUAUCCCAGACGAGUAUCUGCCACCCAACAAGAUUCUGUUCUUGCGGGACCUUCCCGAUUCUGCGGAUCAGGAGAGUCUCACGGCUGUGUUUGGUCGGUUCGAGGGGUUCCAGGAAGUCAGACUGGUGCCGGGAAGAAAAGGAAUUGCGUUCGUCGAGUACGAAAGCGAGUCUGGGGCUAUCAGUGCAAAGGAGGCUACGUCGGGGAUGCCCAUGGGGGAGAGUGGGAAACCGAUCCGGGUUACCUACCAGAGACAAUGAUGGGCUGUUCUGCAUAUUAUCGUC
Aspergillus ochraceoroseus IBT 24754 is the source of this 4585-nucleotide messenger RNA. RefSeq lists its product as uncharacterized. Lineage: Eukaryota; Fungi; Ascomycota; Eurotiomycetes; Eurotiales; Aspergillaceae. The record is from RefSeq and is a predicted model, not a curated record. Gene Ontology annotation, biological process: microtubule cytoskeleton organization; tubulin complex assembly; post-chaperonin tubulin folding pathway. The transcript has 9 exons. The coding region runs from base 26 to 4561 and encodes 1511 amino acids. Gene Ontology annotation, molecular function: beta-tubulin binding; RNA binding; GTPase activator activity.